Messenger RNA from Glycine soja, 721 nucleotides. RefSeq lists its product as uncharacterized. Lineage: Eukaryota; Viridiplantae; Streptophyta; Magnoliopsida; Fabales; Fabaceae. The transcript has 5 exons. Bases 1 to 492 code for a protein of 163 amino acids. The record is from RefSeq and is a predicted model, not a curated record.
AUGCCGCAAGAAUUGCCAUUUUUAUUGAAUUAUUUUCACUUUCGAAUAUCUCUCUCUCCCUCCCUUAAACCCACCCCUCUCCUCUUGCCAUGCCAGCCUCUCCUUCAGAGAACCGAACCAGAUGGAGGAAGCGCAAGAGAGAUUUGCAAAUCAGCCGGCGCCACUAGAAGCACGAGGAGGGACGACAACGAAAACCCCAAUGCGGAGGAAGACCUCGCCGAACGUGACUACGAUUCGGAGGACCAAACGCACUAUAACCAUCCUAAUUCGCAACCUCACGUGGAGACGGAGGUCCUCUCAGACCACGGUGUUCAGAUGUCGCAGUUCCUGGCCGUGAUAAAGCGCUCCGUGAAUUGCCCUCACUCCUCCAUCACCGCAAUUGUUGCUCUGGAGCGUGCCCUUGAGUCCAGAGAGAACAAGGCUCGAAGCGCCCUCGAGCAUAAGCCUCCCCCUUCAAAUAAUGGAUGCAAUGGAGAAAGUGAUAAAAAAUAAAGUUGCUAAAGCGGUGGUACCUGCAAUAGAUGUUAUGUUUCAAGCUUUAAGUGAUUUUGGAGCAAAAAUUGUGCCCCCAAAAAGAAUUUUGAAGAUGCUUCUAGAACUCUUUGAUCAUCAAGAUCAAAAUGUUCGUGCAUCCUCUAAAGGGUUGACUCUUGAACUUUGCCGUUGGAUUGGUAAAGAUAGUGUAAAAUUAAUUUUGUUUGAGACAAUGAGAGACACAAUG